AUGACGGUUGUUACCUCUAGACGUCUUCAAAUAUCGUCGUCCAUAACAUACGAAUACUACUUUACUAAAGCUUCGAAUUCCACCUUACCAAAUCUCCUCUUCUUGCACGGGUUUCCCUCCACUGCGAUCGACUUCCACCAACAACUAGAGCACUUCGCCUCUCAGGGUUACGGUGUCCUCGCGCCGGAUCUUCUUGGCUACGGCGGAACGUCCAAGCCCCAUGACCUGGAAGAAUACACAUGGCGCAAGAUGAGUAAUCACGUCAAAACCAUACUGGACGCGGAGAACCUCGACUCUGUGAUAGGCGUAGGCCACGAUCUGGGUUCAUGGUUCCUCAGCAGACUGUACCACUUUCAUCCUUCCCGGUUCAAGGGUUUGGUAUUCUUAGACGUCGGAUACUCUGUACCCGGGGAGAAGUUCGAUGUCGAGAUGAUCAACCGAAUGACAAAAGAGAUGACCGGCGAAGAGAGAUUUCGGUACUGGAACCUCUUUACGGAUGACGAAGGGGUGGCCCUGAUGAAUCGAAAUGCCGAGUCUAUGAUAUCACUCAUGCAUGCUUCACCUGAAGUCAUGGCUGCAAAUCUCGGGCCGCCCGGGAAGGCUAGAGACUGGGUCUUCUCUGCAAGAAUUGCGCCAACCCAUUCUUUUGCCGACGGUGAAGUUCAGAAAAACGAAUACUUCUUGACAAAGGUUGAUUCGUUCAAGAAAGGCGGAUGGACAGGCCCGACAAACUGGUACAAGGCGCUCCGUAAUAACCUGUCUUUUGAAGAUGAGAAGGACAUGAAAAAGGAGAUUGAAGUCCCUGUGUUACUUAUUGGCUGUGGACGAGACGAAAUGACGGUAGCCUCAUUGCAGGAUCAGAUGACGAGGCCGUGGGCAAAGGCCGGGUAUUAUUUUGAGGUGCUCGAAACAGGACACUGGGUCAUGCAUGAGGAUGGUGAGGGAACUAUUCGAUUGCUGCAAGGGUUUCUUGGGAAAUUUGAGUAA
Molecule: messenger RNA, 987 nt
Organism: Colletotrichum fioriniae
Lineage: Eukaryota; Fungi; Ascomycota; Sordariomycetes; Glomerellales; Glomerellaceae
Biological process (GO): acylglycerol catabolic process
Cellular component (GO): mitochondrion
Molecular function (GO): monoacylglycerol lipase activity
Source: RefSeq, a predicted model, not a curated record